CAGCCUCCCAGGAGGGCACCAGUUGUUGCUGACUGAGCCCUCAUGCUUCAUGUGCCUGGAGAUGUCUGUCAUGGCCAGAGCAAACUGGCAGGACUCUAGGGAGGCACAGCCAAGGCCUCAGUGUAACUGACUGUCUUGCAACACCAGUGUGAGAAUAAGGUGGGGAAUGAAGUUGACAUUGGUGUAGAGGUAAUCCCAGAUGCAUGUUCUGAGACAGUGUACCAUGGAUGUUGAUGGUACCAUUGUGAUAUCACCUGGAGAUGGAUUGUGAUGCCCUUGAAGGAUGGAUUGUGACCCACAUCCCUCACUGCUUACAGCUGAGCACAAAGUUUCACCCAGCCAGCUCAUGCCCAGACACAUCUGAAGGACAGGAUGCCAUCCAGGGGGACCUAGACAGGCUCAUGGAGUGGGCCAUGGGAAACUCAUGAGGUUUAACAAGACCAAGUGCAAGGUUCAGGCAUCUGAGACAUCUGCACCCAGGAGGUGCACUUGCACCAGCAGAGAGUAAAACUUGCUGAUACGAUGCUGGUGAAAGGGACAACUCAUAACCCCAGCUCCCCUCAGGCCACUGCAGAGAAGAGCAUGGCCACCGAGAUGGACAGCUGCUGUCCCAUCUGCCUGGACACCUUGAAGGAGAUCAGCUACAUAUUUCCGUGCCUGCACCAGUUCUGUUACACCUGCAUCCUGCAGUGGGCAGAGAACACACCCAAGUGCCCCCUCUGCAAGAGGAGAAUUCUAUCCAUCCUGCACUCCACGGAGACAGAAAAUAACUACAUAGAGCAUGUAAUUACAUUAUCUGAGGCACCAUCCAUCAUUGUCCACCAGACGAGAGGUGACCCCAGAUACCUUGACAUCCAUUUCUCUGGAGCAUCCCAAACAUGGUCUGCAGAAGGAGUGCCCAGGCAUCCUGUGGGCAGCCUCCAGCCUGGGGAAUGGAUGGUACUUUUCCGGGACCACCCAUGCCUCCUAGAAGCCCUAGUGCUCUGGGUCCGACCGAGGCUGAGGCAGAUCUUCAGGAACAACUGGAUGGAGGCAGACCUCGUGGAGGGCACUGUCCUGGACAUCCUGACCAACCAUGGAAUUGAUGAAGACCAGCUGGUCCAGAUGCUGGGGGUCUCCCUCCAAAACCAUGCGGCGACAUUUGUGCAACAGCUUAUCCGUGUGGCGGUGCGACAGUGCAGCAGGGAGGCCUGCCGUCUGCUCACCCACCAGCCCUACCUCCCUGCCCAGGUGCCAGCCCUUCUGACAGCCCUGCAGGAUGCACCAUGGAUGAGGUGCCCAACACCGCCUCCUCUGCCAUGGAUGGGGGUUUCAGAAGCUACCCCUCUGUACCCAUUACCAUCACUGUUGGAGCAAGAAGAGCCCCAAGAGGAGCCAGAGGAGUCUGUUUCUGGGUCUCCACUUCCAGACAGGGCAGUGACCCCUCUCCUGAAGGGCCAUGGUGACCUCUGAAGAGGCAGGCAAGCGGCUGUGGGGACUCUUCAGCCACCCCUGUAUCUGUGACUUUGGAGGAUGCCUCAGGGGUUAGCCACCAGCUGGGGCAUGC
Zonotrichia leucophrys gambelii is the source of this 1546-nucleotide messenger RNA. RefSeq lists its product as uncharacterized. Lineage: Eukaryota; Metazoa; Chordata; Aves; Passeriformes; Passerellidae. The transcript is spliced from 3 exons. The record is from RefSeq and is a predicted model, not a curated record. The coding region runs from base 523 to 1452 and encodes 309 amino acids. Gene Ontology annotation, molecular function: ubiquitin protein ligase activity; metal ion binding. Gene Ontology annotation, biological process: protein polyubiquitination; protein monoubiquitination.